Messenger RNA from Drosophila ficusphila, 2513 nucleotides. RefSeq names its product muscle segmentation homeobox (gene Dr). The coding region runs from base 259 to 1794 and encodes 511 amino acids. Gene Ontology annotation, biological process: embryonic morphogenesis; regulation of transcription by RNA polymerase II. The record is from RefSeq and is a predicted model, not a curated record. The transcript is spliced from 2 exons. NCBI's taxonomy places the organism in Eukaryota, Metazoa, Arthropoda, Insecta, Diptera, Drosophilidae. Gene Ontology annotation, cellular component: nucleus. Gene Ontology annotation, molecular function: DNA-binding transcription factor activity, RNA polymerase II-specific; RNA polymerase II transcription regulatory region sequence-specific DNA binding.
AACAGACGUGAUCUCAAGAGGACGUGUAUCUCUCUCUGAAAGCAAAAUAUAUCUCUCAAAGCAAAAUAACGCCGCGUGUGUCGACGAGACAGUGUGUGUGUGUGUUUUUAAAGCGUGUGAUGAACGAGCGCAUUAAUUAAGAGAUAAUCAAAACAAAUUAACACCGGGCCAUGUCUCAAUGAAACAAUAAACCAUCGAUUAGAGCAAAGCGCAUUCAAAGAGGCCCGAGUUAAUCGAACGAUCGAUCGAAAAGGCUUUAUGUUAAAGCUCAGCCCAGCGAGCAUGACAGUUACAGGUCUGCGCCAGACGAUGACCAGCCCCACGGUGCCGCCGAGCAGCAACACACCCGCGGGCAACACCAUCACGAGCAGCAGCAACAUGAGCAGCGGCAACAUGUCCGCCAGCAACACCAACUCGCAAAUCCUGAGUCCCGCUCACCCGGCCGGAUUAAAUCCGCUUUCCAGUCCCACCUCGCCGUCGGCACUGCUGCUGGCCCACCAGCAACAUCUGCUGCAGCAGCACCAGCAACACCAGCAGCAACAGCAGCAGCAACAGCAACAGCAGCAGCAGCAACAAGCGGCCCUCCAGCUGGCCGCAGUGCAUCCGCCGGCGCAUCACCUGCACAAGACCACCUCCCGACUGAGCAACUUUAGCGUGGCCUCCCUGCUGGCGGACACCAGGCCCAGAACGCCACCCAACCAGGCCGGAGAUGCACCACAAAACCUCACCAGUUCGGCGGCCACGUCGCCCAUUUCCCAGGCCAGCAGCACACCGCCACCGCCGCCGGUGUCGUCGGCCAGCCAAGUUCCCGCCAAUGCCUUUCAUCCCGCCGCCGUGGCGCAUCACGCCCACUUGCUGCAGGCCGCCCACGCGGCAGCAGCGGCACAUGCCCAGCACCAGGCGAUGGCCGCCCAGUUGCGCCAGCAGCAGCAGCAGGCCGACGCCCGAGCCAACUCCCCACCCGCCUCCACGAGCUCCACGCCCAGUUCCACGCCCGUGGGAUCGGCGCCGGGAUCCGGCAACGUGGCCUCCACGCCCGCCAAGAACGAGCGACACUCGCCGCUGGGCAGCCACACGGACUCGGAGCUGGAGUACGACGAGGAGAUGAUGCAGGACCACGACCCCGAUCACGACGAGGAGGAGGACUCCAUUGUGGAUAUCGAGGACAUGAACGCGGACGACUCGCCGCGUUCCACGCCAGACGGCCUGGACGGCAGUGGCAAGUCAAUGGAAUCGCCGCACGGUCCUCCGCCGGGUUCGCACAUGCCUUCAACGAUACUUUCGCCGGCGGCUUUGGCCUCCGGUCAUGUGCCCAUCCGCCCGACUCCCUUCAGUGCGCUGGCCGCCGCGGCGGUUGCCUGGACGGGAAUGGGCGCCGGAGUACCGUGGCCGGGAGCCCGGCAAAUGCCGCCCUUCGGACCGCCCGGCAUGUUUCCGGGAGCAGGAUUUGGUGGAGAUGCCAACGAACCGCCGCGGAUCAAGUGCAACCUGCGGAAGCACAAGCCCAACAGGAAGCCCCGCACCCCCUUCACAACACAGCAGCUGCUCUCGCUGGAGAAGAAGUUCCGGGAGAAGCAGUACCUGAGCAUCGCCGAGCGGGCGGAGUUCUCCUCCUCGCUGCGGCUGACGGAGACGCAGGUGAAGAUCUGGUUCCAGAACCGGCGGGCCAAGGCCAAGCGGCUCCAGGAGGCGGAGAUCGAGAAGAUCAAGAUGGCGGCGUUGGGAAGAGGAGCGCCGGGUGCCCAGUGGGCAAUGGCCGGGUACUUCCACCCCAGUUUGAUGCAUCUGGGAUAAGUGGCGGCCCAGUUGGUGGUGCACCGCCAACGCCCCAUGAGCCAUAGUCCCCGUCAUGAUCAUCCUGGUAACCAAAUAGCCGCUGUCGCCGGUCCUCGAGCGGAAACCCCCAAAAUUUUGCUGUGAUGUUAGCGCAUUUUACGUUACGAUACUUCCAAAUGUUGUUUCAAAUGCACACCCUGUAAAUAACGAUAAGAGAGCAAGAAGAAGCACCCGAUCUAACCAAUCGAACAUUGUAUAUAGCGAGAGCAAAAGCAAGCAGAGAAAUGUUUCCUAAUUGUACAUAAAUCUAGCAUGUAAACCCAAUCAAUUAAACACCUUCGUUCGUUUGUUUCGUCUAAUCAAUUGACAAAAGGAUUGAACGUAAUUUAUUUGCACAACUCAAGUCAAUAAGCGUAAAAACAAGAUUAACUAAAUUCAUAUUUGAUUGUAUUGUAUUUUGCAACGUAAGUCAGUCUAGCUAAUGGAUCGAUCGUGUAUUUAAAAAAUACUUCUAAGCAUCUAAACUAAACUAAUCUAAUGCUAUACCUAUGCCGUUAAAAGUACUUUAUGAUAAUACCACAGACCUAUACAUAUAGUUCAUACAUGCAUAAUAUAUUAUGAAUACCAUAUAGCGUUAAUCCUCUGUAGUUGUUUAAUCGUAAAUCAUAAAAAAUGUGAAAAAAUAAUACAAAAACAUGCUAAAAGGGCAGAAGAAAAAUCAGACAAAAAUCAUUGAA